Boleophthalmus pectinirostris (great blue-spotted mudskipper) is the source of this 1794-nucleotide messenger RNA. RefSeq names its product solute carrier family 5 member 7a (gene slc5a7a). NCBI's taxonomy places the organism in Eukaryota, Metazoa, Chordata, Actinopteri, Gobiiformes, Gobiidae. The transcript is spliced from 8 exons. Gene Ontology annotation, cellular component: dendrite; plasma membrane; synapse. Gene Ontology annotation, biological process: choline transport; acetylcholine biosynthetic process; transmembrane transport. Bases 1 to 1794 code for a protein of 597 amino acids. The record is from RefSeq and is a predicted model, not a curated record. Gene Ontology annotation, molecular function: choline:sodium symporter activity.
AUGACCAUCCACAUAGAGGGACUUGUGGCUAUAGCGGUCUUCUAUCUUCUGAUCCUGUUUGUGGGCAUCUGGGCAGCAUGGAAGAACAAAAACUCGGGAGAAGCGGAGGGCACGGACCGCAGCGAGACGAUCAUGGUUGGAGGCAGAGACAUUGGCUUAUUUGUUGGAGGCUUUACAAUGACAGCAACGUGGGUUGGAGGAGGGUACAUCAAUGGCACAGCUGAGUAUGUGUAUUUACCAGGUUAUGGUUUGGCUUGGGCACAGGCUCCCUUUGGAUAUGCUCUCAGUCUAGUUGUUGGCGGUCUCUUUUUUGCUAAGCCCAUGCGCUCCAGAGGUUACGUCACCAUGUUGGACCCGUUCCAGCAACUGUAUGGCAAACGUAUGGGUGGUCUGUUAUUCAUACCGGCUCUGAUGGGUGAGAUCUUCUGGUCAGCCGCCAUUUUGUCUGCACUUGGGGCUACGCUGAGUGUUAUUGUGGACAUCAACAUCAAGAUGUCUGUGGUCAUCUCAGCUCUCAUUGCGAUCUUUUACACAUUGGUUGGUGGGCUUUAUUCAGUGGCUUACACUGACGUGGUGCAGCUCUUCUGUAUAUUUGUUGGUUUGUGGAUCAGUGUCCCCUUUGCUCUGACUAACCCAGCAGUGGCAGACAUCACAGUGACUGCUGUGAAGCAGGUGUACCAGUCACCCUGGAGAGGCAGCGUCAGCACGAGUGACACCUGGGUCUGGAUAGAUAACUUCUGCCUCUUGAUGUUGGGUGGUAUCCCAUGGCAGGUGUACUUCCAGCGUGUACUGUCUGCCUCCUCCGCCACAUACGCCCAGGUGUUGUCCUUCCUUGCUGCGUUCGGUUGCCUCGUCAUGGCCGUCCCCUCCGUCCUCAUCGGCGCCAUCGGGGCCUCCACAGACUGGAACCAGACGACGUACGGUGGUGUCUCCCCUAAAGAGAAGAAUGAGGCAGACAUGAUUUUACCCAUUGUCCUCCAGCACCUUUGUCCCCCCUUUGUGUCCUUCUUUGGUUUGGGAGCUGUCUCCGCGGCCGUCAUGUCCUCUGCAGACUCCUCUAUUCUGUCAGCCAGCUCCAUGUUUGCCAGGAACAUCUACCAGCUCGCAUUCAGACAGUCGGCCUCCGACCGUGAGAUUGUGUGGGUCAUGCGCAUCACCAUCUUUGUAUUCGGUGGACUGGCCACAGUGAUGGCGCUGGUCACAGGAACAGUCUAUGGCUUGUGGUACCUAAGCUCUGACCUGGUUUACGUCAUCAUCUUUCCUCAGCUCAUCGCCGUCCUCUUUGUCAAAGGCACCAACACAUAUGGUUCUGUAGCAGCGUACAUUUUCGGCUUGGUGCUGCGUAUUGGCGGAGGAGAGCCCUACCUAAAACUACCACCUUUUAUCUACUACCCCGGCUGGACCACUGAGAAAUACCUGAACAACAUUUCAGGAGAAAUGGAGGAUGUUGUCAUACAAAAAUUCCCUUUCAAAACCGUGUCCAUGUUGGCUUCUUUUGCUGGUAAUGUGGCUUUCUCAUACCUGGCCAAGUACCUGUUUGAGAGUGGCAAGCUUUCACACAAGUACGACUUCCUGGAUGCAGUUGUAUCUAAGCACAGUGCCGAGAUUAUGGACAAAACGACUCUGGUGGCGCGUGGGAACAACAUCGGCCUGUCGGAGAUGGCGUCAGUGAAGCCAAGGCUGAGCGUGACUUUGGCUGCGGCAUUCACGCGCCGAGACACACUGCCCACAGAACCAGUGGAGGAAGAGGAGGAGGAGUCUAGUCCUGACUCCUCCCACCAUGACGAAGAGUGA